AUGAACUCCAUUUUUGUCCUGAUUCGGCCGCAGGCAUGGUCGCCAGCUGUCACUGAUCGCGUACGCACGUGCCUCGCGAACGCUGGCGCGUGCGUUGAUGCAGAAGACACAGUCUCCGCGAGCUCACUACUGUGCACACCGUCUGUGGAAAGAUACUUUGGCAGCACUCACUAUUGGGCCGUAUCUUCGACAGACGCUGCCCUUCGCUAUCCGCUUUCCGCCCCGCAUGGUGCCACUGGAGAAGGGGAGCCAACGUUUUGUGCAGCCGAAGAGGACCUCAAGUCCCUUUUCUACGAGUUCUAUGGCGAGCUCUGGGACUCUGCCCUCGACGACGGGCGGCUGCGCACAGCGCUGGACGUCAUGCGAGCAGACAACGUCUCAGCUGCUGAGUUGUCGUCGCGCUGUACAGCGACCGCCGACGACGCCGUGCUUGCGCUGCCGUUGGGUAUGACUAUCACAAAGCUUCUCAGCUCUAACGAAAGGGGACACGCUGCGCCGCUGCACUAUGUCGUGAAUGGUACCUACCCUGCUGUGCUAGAGGCAUUCCUGCGAGGAGGCGGUGAUGUUAAUAAUAGCGCUGCCGUCUCUUGCUGGUGGUGUGCCGCCUCUUGGCCCUCGCAAACCACACAAGGCGUGUCACAGGAGACACAAGAGCGAAGGAUUCAGCUGUCGCGUACGCUGACAGAGAUGCUUUCCACGCCCCAUAGCAUUGAUGUCUUCACAGGGGCACUCGAGGCGCUGGCUUGCCGCUCGUGCUGGAUGAAUGUGCCGCUUUACGACGACCCAUUUGUCCGGUUGCUGGUCCAGCGGGGUCUACCGCUCCCCUGGGUGGCGGCGCUCCUGCGUGGCCCUACACUACACGAGCACGGCCACUUUACAAGCGUGUUUGAUAUGGUGGCUGGCAAAGACGAAGAAGAUACCGCUCUCGACCUUGUAGCGCUGUAUGAUGAGCUGCGUUCUCCCGACAAUGGAGCACAGGAGAGAAACGCGCCGGAUGGUGCCGCAGCCCUCUACGACUGGCAAAACGGUUGUGUGGUUAUGUCAGCAGCAGCAGCGGGGCCAGUCGCCGAGGACUCGAUCUCUUCUCGCACCUAUGCAGUCGCUCUUUUUCACCCUCGCCUGUGGUCUCGCAAAGACCUUGUUCAGUCCAUUGAAGCACAACUGGAGCAACUCGAAGUCCACGUCGAGGCAGUACGUGAAGUCUCCGAAGAGGAGCUGGAGGCAAAGCUGGAUCUCCAUCACGGAGAUGUUGCCCGCUACGCGCUGGACCAGGAGGCGCUCCGUCGACUUGCAGUCGAUGAGAACAAGGCCGUCGCUGCCGAAGCGAUGACUCGAUUCGAGAAAAACUGCGGCGUUCCCUGGGAGGUUGCCAUGCAGGAGGGGCGCAUUUGGAGCGCCUCCCUCGCUGAGAACCUGCUUGGUGUGAAGCUAGCUGCCGCGCUACUGAAACACUGUGCCACAAGUGCACACACGACGCACCAACUGUCUGCCACGUUGUCAAUCACGGAACUUUCGCGACAGGCGCUCAUGACGCAGCUGAAUCCAGAGUGUCCGGUGAACGUCGUCUCGCCAGUGAGCGACUCCACGAACUUGCAAGGCAAACAGAAAGAGGCGGCAAAGGCGCACUGCCCCUACAGUCUCACCUCACAGUCAUACUUUGUCGCCAACGCCGCGUACGCCGUUUACCGCCGUGACGCACUCAGGACCUCUACAAUCGCAUGCAGGGCCAAAGGCACCAGUGGACUGUGGCAGCUGUCGUGGCGAACCGACGCAGAGCAGCCAGACAUAGCCGAGUGGUGCGCUGCUACUUCUGAAGCCCUGCUCUGCGCGGCAGAGCCGGUCGACGCUAUUUCGCACGGGGAAGGCGAUAAUAAAGGCUUCGGCGCUGAGGGCACUGCAUCCUAUAAGGCUGCCGUCAUGGAGUCGGUGCGUGCGGUGUACCCCCUUUUGCAGGUCUCCGCCGACGCCUUUGGUGCGAUGCGCGCGCGUCAUCUCUGGUGGGGCACCCCGUACGAGGAUGAUGUGGUCAGCCGCGACCUGGUGCGCUCACAAGGGCGAUCGUGGGUGACACUUCACACGUCAUUCAGUGCGUCAGCAACGGCAGAGUCUACUGUGCAGGAGGCGGUGCUCGCGCUUCUGCCGCCGGUCGCCGCCACUGCAGAGGCCAUCAAGCUCACAUUGGCCACACUCGAAGAAAGCGGCGUGCUCCUUGUUGAGGAAGCAGACCUUUUCGGUUAUGACGCUUUCGACUACGUCUUCAGUAGCAGUACGGCGUUGGCAGUGGCUCGACAGCUGGCGCAAGAGAGCGGGCCUAGCUUGUGGGCAAUGAUGUCGGGCGACAUGCAGGUGGCCUUCAGAGCUGCAGCUGCAGCGCUAGCAGACGGGGACCCCCAGCCGUUUACUCCCGCAAGCCUCUACGGUGGUGCCAUGGUGUGUGCCGCGCUGCAAAUUCCACUCAGCGCGCUGGAAGAGGGGUGGCAUUGCACCAAGCCUCUCUGUGUCGGAGACAAUUGCUGGCUCGGGUACCUUGCCACGUACGAGGCUUGGGUAGUGAACGGUCACAUUCCACUCUUGGAGCGCCGCUACAACGCAGAGGCAGCACGUGUGCACCUGCUUCGAGUUCAGUGGAACGUAUCUAUCGCCUCUUGGACCAAAAUGCGAGAUGUGCUCGUUGGCCGAUGCAGCAACGACGGCGAAGGGGAAGCGGAGUGUCGCGACAGUCCCGACGCAGGAUCACUGACUAAGUUGCUCUCCCACAUUGCCGAUCGCAGCCCCGUAAACGCGACCCGUCUAGGUGGCGAGCCUCUGCAGAUAUUCUCGGCCACAGCGCACCAUGCGCUAGUCGAUGUACUGCGGUGGCCGCGGGCCGGCUCGAGCGGGCCCCUGAGCUCUGAGGUGGCGCUGGAGGACUGGCUCGUGUGGCAGCCGAGCGUGCAGCGCCUUCUGCAGCGGGGCGCAUGCACCCUCGCCAUCGUGGUUCAGCAGGUGCGCGAAACGCUCAAAACCGUGCUGCCACCGUUGUUACCGUUACAACACUCCUCACCCUUCACCCCUUGCUGGACGUCACGCUUCGCCCAGUCGCAGCGGGCUGCGGAACUUCACCACGGCUUCAUCUGGCUGCAUCCCUCUAGCACCACCCCUGCCGUACGGGAUGCUGUCACAGAGCUGCUGCUCGCGCAUCGGGUGCGCGUCCGCGCCACCGGCUCAGUACCGCUGGACGUGGCCAUCCAAAGGGAGCUCCUCGAUGUCUUGCACGACUCUUUCUUCAAGAACGCAUACGUACGCAGAGCUGCCGAGGUGCCCAUCACGGACGCCGAGGCGCAAACCUUCGCACGUCACUUCGACUUGGACUGGACGAAGGCAGUGCAGCUUGGGCUAGUGCUGAACGUGAAGGAGGCGGAGCAGAAGUAUGGGACUGUGCAUGUGAUGAUGUGGUGGGAGAGUCUGGCACCUGAGCAUCAGGCGAAGCUGUCUGACUCGCUCUUUGUGGGUCACAUGGCCAAGGAGGGUCUUUAUGUGAUGAAUGCACCGUACAGCUACCGACGUGCCCGCCUGCACGUAGGAAGCCACGAGGUUGUCUGGUACGCGGUUGAGUGGAAUGCCGCCAACAUGUCCUGGAAUCAAUUCCUGAGAGAGGUGAUUGGGGACGCCGACCCGGCUGCCGCGGCUGCUGGCUCUCUGCGUCAGCACUUUGGCGCGCACUGGACACGGUACAGCCUUACAGGGCAGCCGGACGAAAUCGAGUGCGUGCUGCACGCUUCGGAGAGCCCCCUCGCUGCACUGGCUGAGCGCUGUCGCUGGCUCGCUCAGUUACCGAGACAGGACCCGUACGGCUGCCUCCUCCUCCAGUAUGGGGUUCACCCGUCGCUGCUGUCGAUGCUUCUUGCCAACCCCAGCGUGUACAGCCGAAACACCGGCGUCAUCAUGGAGGCAUUCCACGCAUUGCCGCAGGAAGACGUGCAUGCGCUGGUGCGACACCUGCGCGACCUCCAGUGUACGCGUACAGCCUUGAUAUUGCCGGAGAGAACGCGACUCGUGCCACCAGCCACGACCGCCGCCACACCCCCACCACCGGAUGCGCCACACCUGAGAAAAGCAGAAGAAGAGAGCGAGGGGUCGGCAGGCCUACAGACCCCCGAGCAGCUGCGCUCCUACCGUCAUGUGGCUCUCGCAAGCGCCGUCGAUCCUUUUGUUCAUUGCACCUUUUCGACGGCGCACCGACAAAAGUUACCCUCUCCCUCCUCACCCUUCACGUGUUCUGCAGUCCUCUAUCUGGACCCAACGUGCGUCUCCGUGGCGGAGCCUAUCCCCUCCAACUACCGUGCUCUUCGCAGCUUGCUUGAGCAGCAACUGCGCGUCAAUGGUGUUCAUGUUGUGCACGAGCGCGUGGUAGUGUGCGCCAGCGCGGCUGAGGCGUCCGCACUCUACCGCUGCCAUCACCACCGCCAGUACCGCUACGGCGUAGCCAUUCCAGCCAUGGAGAGCCUCGCCAACUCGAUGCAGUGGCAGGUAUGCUUCAAGGAGCGAUUUGGGGUGUCCUAUCAGCACGCCUCAGUGACCCUCUACAACACAGCAGAGAUGUCGCGAGCCAUGAAGGUUACCGAGCGCGAAGUAGCCGCUCUCUGGCGCCGGAGCAAAACCCGCCAUCCGCGCGACACGGCCGUCUUGGGUGAAGGGUGUGUCAUUCAGCGACUGCAGCCCGGCAAGCCGUUUUACGUGAUGAACGGCGACGUCAUGGAGGCAGAGCAGGAGUUUGUAGCAGCGCAGGCUACCGCAGGUGUGCAAGUGUGGUUGGUCACUUGGGACUCCGCACGCGUGGACAUGGGGUACGAGAAGCUGCAGCACCUCAUUGCUGAGCUGCAAGCGCCUUCUGGUGCAGUGCAGCAAUACUGGGCAUCGAAGGGCGGGGAAGGUGAUCUUGGCCUUACGUCCGCGCUUGCCACCCGGGACCGCGACUCCCCUUUUCUGCACGUCUCGGAGAGCGCCCUGGCGGCGGUGCAGCAGCGGCAGCUGUGGUGGCGGCUUCCGGUGUGGUCGGAUCCCACGGUGGCGACGUGGAUGAACGGCGCAGCGGACGAUGAGACAACCGGCGGCAACGUCGACGUCGCGCCUUUGACUGCUCGUACGGUGGCAUGGGCGCUGCAGGAUCCGCUCAUCUCUGUCGCCUCUCGCGAUGAUGACGGGUCUGUGUAUCUGUGGGACACCGUGGUCGGUAUGGACGCGCGAAACGCAUGUGCCCGCAUCCGGCGCUGUUGGGCGAUCAGCAUUGCAGAUGAGCACAACGAUGAAAGCACUCGCAACACUGCAGUGCUAACUCUGGCGCCGCAGGUUGCAACGAACUGUGCCGUUCACCACUUGGUGCGCUCUGUGCUCCUCGACAAGGGCCUCCGUAUCGACGCCUACGGCUUCAUUGCUGAUCAUGGCGAAGACGUGGCGACGUCGAGGUCCACCGUGCAGUAUCUGUACCCCGAAGACUGGUGCUACGCCCUCGAAGAGCCGAGGGAAAUUCAACUGAACGCAGACGAGAUGGAGCGCGUCGCGCGCACGUUCGGCACGCCAUGGGAAGCGCUGCUUGACGCCGGCCGGCUACUGCCGGCUUCCCGCGCCACCAAGCGACUAGGCGGCAUGACAGCGCCGCAGCUUCAACUUUUCGUGAAGAUGGCGAAGAAUUCACUGUGGGUGCGGCCGCACCUGCACGUCGCAGAGCUGAAAGAGUACGGUGUCUACGUGAUCAACGCCCACGUUCCGUACCUCGCUCACACUAUCGCCGGCACCAUCACCCAGUACCCGUUACCGUAUUACGUGGUAUCGUGGAGCCCUACUCUGUGGAACUGGAAGGCGUGUCUCGCAGAGGUGUUCGGCUGCGCAGAGCCCACGCUGGCUGCGCCUGGGAGUAUUCGCGGCCGCCUCUACGCGUCGUGGUCGGCUUUCGGCUUGCACUCCGUGCCGGAGAGGGCUGAGGGCGGCGGUGGUGGUGUAUGUGUGAGCGAGGGGCCCCUACAGAGUCUACUGAGUCGCCUGCACGUGACGUGGCCUCCGCUGGAUUCUUUCGACAGUGACGCCAUUGGCAGCAUCGUGCUUCGGCAGUCAGACCCAUCAGGUGCCACAACGGUGCUGCACGCGUGGCUGCGCAACCCGGCUGUCACGUGCGAUGGCAUCAGGGCCGGCGUGUUUUCGCAUCUCGCCUGCUGGGACACCCGAGAGGCGCUACAGCUUAUGGAGACCGUUACGGCGACACACAAAAAGUCGGCCACGUCUGCAGCGCGGCUUCUCCCCUCUGACCUUGGCACGGCGCGCAACGAGGUGCAAGAAGCCGAAGCGCGCCGCGCUGCAGAAGUGUCGCGGGAGGCAGCGUUUCAGCAACGAUACGAUCUCCCCCUUCUGCUCACCUCUUCCGGUGCAGUGACGCCUAGUGUUCAAAUCUCGGACAACACAGUGGAGAGCGCGCUGCUGCACCGCAACGUCAGCACGCUGCUUUUCUUCAGCCACCAGCUGGACACAGCUCAGCGCGCGCUGCUGCGCCAGCACCUGCUGCAGCACGGCGUGACCGUCACGGCGGCAGCCAAGUAUGAAGACGACGAGCAGGAGUGUACGGCCGCCCUCCUUGACCGACUGUACGCCACGGAGGCGUACUUUGCGGAUUGUCAAAACCUCGCAGCAGUGCUAUCAAAGAGCGGUGAAGUGGCUAUCGAGGAUCAGGCCCGCUUCAAUGCCGUAUUUUGUGAUGAAGUGCCAUGGCUAGCGCUACUUGCACACUCGGCACGCUCACCAGAAGCGGACCACGACGCGGAUCCCUACCUGGAGGUCUCCGCGAGCGACAACUUGCACCGGCAAAGGCGCAUCUACAGCGCUGUCGAUGCCAUGAAGAUCUGGGGUCUCACACCCCACGAGUUGUGGGCUGAGAUGCGGCAAGGGGUGUCGAUGCGGCUGUCCGAGGGGUUGGAAGUCACGCGUCUCCUCAGGGAGGGGGCUGGGUACGCGAGUGGUGCAAAUGCGUGCGCUGUGGAGGCUGACACAGAAGCACCAUGGAGAGGGCACUACGUGGUAAACGGCUUCUACGCAGCAGUUCGUGCCUCUCUGGAGGCGCCAGCAGCAACACCUGACACGAGUGGGGCAUCCCGCCCCCAUGCGCCACCGUCUCUGACGAAGUGGAAUGUUACCUGGGACGCACGGACGCUCUCCUGGAACGAUUUCUGUCAGCGCGUAAUUGGCUAUGCCGACUGCGCUCAGGCUGCCUCACCGUCUUUUAACGCUCGACUCGCCGAAUCAAUUAUGAACACGAGAACGUCGCCUGAAGGAAACAAAGAUGAGGCGCCGUCGCCGCUGUCAUGCGUUGGCGUGAUGGCGGCAUCAGGCCCAUUGGCUGCGUUCGCUGUUCGUCGCUAUUGGUGCUGGAACGCGCACCAUCACGACAUGUACCUGCCCGAUCCGUUUCUGCGUGCGGUGGGUGACGCCGGUAUGGACCACGACGUCGUUCUGAACGAGGGGUGGCUUCUCAACCCCUUCAUGGCAGUAGCACAGGGAACGAGGCAUCUGCGUCUCUUUGACUGGACCCGAGGCUACAACACUUCGGCGGUUCUCGAUUGGAUGCACAGCCGCGAGCAGAUGCCCAACCACACAUCUGUCGAUACGACCGAGGCGAGGGGUGUAUCACCUGCACCAGGGGAAACGUCUCACAAUUCGGAACAGAGCGCGGACACUGUCCCUGUGGCGCGAGCAGGCGCCGCAGAGCUGCGCCCGCCAUCCCCUCCGCCACGAAUGAAAGGUCAGUUGCAGAUGGCAUGGGUGCGUGAUGCACUGCUGCACGCCAGCACAGAUGCAGAUUACGGGCGGCUGUGGGAACACUACCGCUACCUCAGCCCUCCUGCAGUCGCAGCGGCAGGAGCAGCAGGGGAGGCUGCGUCGACGCACGAGAUGAGGAAGACCAUUUCUUUUGCUCUUUUCUAUCGCGACUUCAAGUCCCUCGAUAACUUCGGCGUUCCGUGCAUGCAUCAUGAAUUGAAGCAGCUGUUCAUUGACAUCGAAUCGCAGAGACGCGGGCGCAUGUCCUACAAAGAGCUCGUCCACGCUCUCGCCCUCUACCGAUCGCUAUAG
Molecule: messenger RNA, 8094 nt
Organism: Leishmania braziliensis MHOM/BR/75/M2904
Lineage: Eukaryota; Euglenozoa; Kinetoplastea; Trypanosomatida; Trypanosomatidae
Exons: 1
Coding region: 1-8094 (2697 amino acids)
Source: RefSeq, a predicted model, not a curated record